AUGGAUAAAAUAAUUGCUUCUGCUACAAGUGUAAAGGAGAAACUAAAAGCGCUUGAGUAGAGCUAUAAAGUUUUGAACUAAUAAGAAAUUGAAGGAGUAUAUAAACACAUACACACAUUAGGAGAAGACUCUUUGGUAUUAUUGGAUUAAGUAUAAAAAAUUAAUUUUGGAUACAUUUUUAAUGAUUUACAAUUAUUUAAGAGAGUAAGUGAGAGCAUAAGAGAAUUAGAUCAAAUUUGUAUUUACCUUAAGUACAUAGAUAGAAAUUAUGUAUAAAAAGCAUAUUUGAAAGAAUUGGGAUUCUAAAGUGAAAAGCUCAUUAUGGAAUUUAGAUAGAAAGGAAACAUUUUAUAAAAGAUGCAUCUUGAUACUUAGGAUCUAAAAAUUUAGAGAUAGAUGAUUGAAAUGAUAAUAAAAUUAUGUCCAAAAGAUUUAAGUUUUAAUCCUGAAUUGUUUUAAUUAAUGUUAAUCCCAUUCAAAUGUUAUUAAUAAUUAAAUCCUAAAGAUAAUGAUUUAUUAGACAAUCUAGCAAGUGUUUUAUUAUAGUAAUGUAAUGGACAAGGAUAAGCAAAUCAAAAUUAAGUACAUGAUUGGUUAGUACUAAUUAGUGGAAUUAUAUAACAUGCUUAUGAAGGAAAUACAUAGGGAUUACAUAUAUUAUUAAAGAAAGUAAUAAUAUUAAUAUAUAAAAAUAGAUAUCUUAAGAUUAUUUAAGUGAAUUAUUAAUUAGACAUAAAAAUUAUAUGUUAGAUAAUUACUUUAAGAAUUCUCAAGAUACAAUCAAAAUAUUUUAAGGAUUGAUAUCUCAUACUAUUUGUUAAGAAGCCAUUUUUAUUAUUAAAACUGUGAGUCAAAUGUUCUAUAAUAUAGUGAAAGAUUAUAAUGAUAGUUCUUAUUUAGAUAUACUAAUAGAAGUAUAUAAAGAAUUUAUUCUUACUAAAAUAUUAGAAAAUUUAUAAAUGAUAUCACUCGCUAUAGAUAUUUUAGAUCUUUUGCUCUUCUACAUAAUAGGAAUGUCAUCAAUAGAUUAAGAACCAUUUUUACGUUCUAUUAAUAUAAUGAUAAAUAGUUUAACAUUAACAGCAUCUUUAAAAUUUUAAUCAAGAGAUUUUAUAACACCUAGAUAUCAAUUUUUGUAAAUUAUUAGAUAGAAUUAUCAUUCAUUAAAUUAAAUUGAAGAAUUUUAGAGAAUUUAUACAAUUUUUAAAGAGAAAUCAUUUGAAUAAAAUAAAUACAUUUCAUUAAGUAAUUAUUAAUCUUGGGAAUUUUAAAAUCUAAAAAAUUAGAGUCCUAUUAAUUAUUCUUUAUAAUAAAGAGAUUCUAAAGAUUUUGUUGGAUUAGAGAAUCUUACAAAUACUUGUUUUAUGAAUAGUAUUCUUUAAAGUUUAUAUAUGACAGAAAGUUUUAGAAAAUUAGUAUUAUAAAUGAAAUUUCCUAAUUCAAUUCUUUAAUUUACACCUUAAACAUCAUAAUGGAGUUGUCUAAAAAAACUAUUUACAUAAUUAACAUAUUAAAAUUAAGGUUAUUGUUCACCAUAUGAAUUGAAACGAUCAUUGAGAUAACCAUAUCGUAAUACAAAUGAUCAAUAGGAUGUUGGAGAAUUUGUUCAUCAUUUUUUGGAAGAUUUAUUUGAUGGAACAUCAAAUGAAGCAUUUAAAACUACUAUUGGAAAUUUAUUCUUUGGAUAUUAGAGACAAAUUAUAAAAUGUUAUAAUUGUGUAAAACCCUAACCAAAUUAUGGAUAAAAAGAAAAAUUCUUAGGAAUUGAUUUGCAUUUCAAUAAAUUAAAUGAUAUAAAUAUUAUAAGUAUGAUCAAAAAAGCAUAUGAAGAAGAAUAAAUUGAAUUUACAUGUGAAAGAUGUAGAUAAAAAACAAAUAAAAUUUAUAAAUCUUAAUAAUUACUUUAAUUACCAUCUGUCUUAUUUAUGACACUUCAUAGGUAUAUAUUAUUAUUCAUUUAUUUAUUAAGAUUUACAUAUGAUUAAAAUAGCCAAACUAUGACCAAAAUAUUAGAUAAAGUUCCAUUUUAAUUUUAAAUUGAUUUUAGAGAAGCAUUUCCAAAUAAACAUCUUAAUAGUUAAGAUAGUGUUUAUAAUCUUUAUGCAUUCAUAGUUCAUUUAGUAUUACUUAAUUUUUUAUUUAUUUUAAGGGUAAAAACAGUUACUCUGGUCAUUAUAUAUGUUAUGCUAGAUAAUUAAAUAAACCUGAAACUUGGAUUGCUUUUGAUGAUACUAUGAUUUCGACAUUUUAAUAUAAUAGCAAAUAAUUGGAUGAAGAAUUGAUGUAUUAUGAAUAUAUUAUUUAUUUUAAUAGAGUUGAAGAGGCACCCUACUUAUUGUUUUAUUAGAAUUAAUCAGGAUAGCCAUUGAUAUUUAAUAAUUGA
Molecule: messenger RNA, 2383 nt
Organism: Paramecium primaurelia
Lineage: Eukaryota; Ciliophora; Oligohymenophorea; Peniculida; Parameciidae
Source: the annotation of a GenBank genome assembly